UUAUCCUUACCCUUUCAGAGUCUCAGAUCUGAUCAAUUCCAAAUGGAACAAGAAUUAUCGGACAGAAUGAUUAAGAUCAAACUCUCUGACAAAGAAGGUGACGAAGUUGAACUUCUGGACACUGACAUAGCUCUGGGAUUGCAUGAGUGCCAAUUAAGUCUUAUUGGCAAGAGCUACGGAGAAAAAAGAAUCAACUUUAACGGUCUGAAGACGACACUAUCAGGAAUUUGGAUCACCAAAGAACCAUUCACGAUUAAAAACCUAGGAGGAAACAAAUUCCAAUUUCUCUUCCAGAACGAAGAAGACAAGGAGAAGAUCUUAAAUGGGAAGACGUGGUCUUUCGACGGCCAAUAUCUGCUGCUCAAGAACUGGGACCCAACAAACCUAGAUUUUCAGAAAGAAGAAGAAGUCAUCAAAAUAUGGGUUCAGAUUAUCAAUCUUCCCCUACACUGGAUAUCUGCUGACUCGGGACUGAAGAUAGGAAGGAAAAUUGGAAGGGUCUUAGAUGUCCUGCUCCCAGGGGCAGGUAAUUCCAAUGGCCAAAUAAUGAAGAUUUUAGUCGAAUUAAAGCUAUCAGAGCCUCUCCUCAGAGGAACCAACAUCAAGCAAGGAAGUGAAAAUCGUUGGCUAGACUUCAGGUACGAGAGUAUUCAAGGUUUCUGCUAUUACUGUGGUCUAAUAGGACAUUCCGACAGGAACUGUUCCUUUAAAAAAAAGGAUAUUCUUAAUAAUGUGCUCAAAGUUGGUCAGUUUGGUGAUUGGUUAAGGGCUAGCAGUAUCAUCCCUUUUGGGCAUAGGAAUCCCUCCAGUAACAAUUCUGAGAGUCAAGAUGAUGAUCAGGAUGUCAUCAAAUCCCCGAAAACCAGUUUUGAUAAGAGUGUUAUUGGUGAUAAAACUUCUGAUCAAGAAGUCAUAAGAGAGCAAUCUCUUUCUCCUAAUCAACAGUUAGUUGAGACUCACCCUGUUGAUAGCAACACCAAUCUAGUGUCUGCUAACAUCUCAAAAGAGAUGUACCCUCCUGAAAGGGAGGUCCAAGAGAAUCAACAGCUCUUGGAUUCUCACCUUAUUGAAGUCACUGUUUUGCCAUCCUCUAGUGAGAACAAGUCUAAGAUCAGACAACGAAAAUCAUACACCAGAAAACCUAAAUCAGGUGCUCUGAUGAUCUCAGAAGCCAUGGUGGUUGACACUGAGAUGGAUAAAUUCUCCAUUCCUAAUCAAAAAAAGAGAGGCUUAGAAGAUGAAAACUCCAAUGUGUCU
Molecule: messenger RNA, 1257 nt
Organism: Striga hermonthica
Lineage: Eukaryota; Viridiplantae; Streptophyta; Magnoliopsida; Lamiales; Orobanchaceae
Source: the annotation of a GenBank genome assembly